Molecule: messenger RNA, 1309 nt
Organism: Ipomoea triloba (trilobed morning glory)
Lineage: Eukaryota; Viridiplantae; Streptophyta; Magnoliopsida; Solanales; Convolvulaceae
Product: heavy metal-associated isoprenylated plant protein 41-like
Exons: 3
Coding region: 1-963 (320 amino acids)
Biological process (GO): rRNA base methylation
Cellular component (GO): cytoplasm
Molecular function (GO): rRNA (uridine-N3-)-methyltransferase activity
Source: RefSeq, a predicted model, not a curated record
AUGAUUGAGUUGGAACUGCAGACUGCCAUUGUCAUCCUCAUCCUCAAGAAAGAGAAAAUGGAAUUGGAAGAGAGAUGGCUAAUGCAUUACUCCUCACUUCAUCAGAUACUUGUAGUGGGAGAUGGAGACUUCUCUUUUUCUCUGUGUUUGGCCAACUCUUUUGGCUCUGCUUCUAACAUUCUCGCUUCUUCUCUCGAUUCUUACGAUACGGUGACAAAAAAUUACAAGAAUGCAAAAUCCAACAUAGAGAAAUUGUUGCAAUUGGGAGCCACAAUUUUGCAUAAAGUGGAUGCUAUCCAUAUGAAGCGGCAGACUGAUGUUGGGAUGAGGAAAUUCGACCGCAUUGUAUUUAAUUUCCCUCAUGCAGGUUUCUGUGGGAAGGAAGAUAGUGACCGUGUUAUCAAAAUGCACAGGAAUCUUAUCAGUGGGUUCUUUAGUAAUGCAAGUGGCAUGCUCCGAGCGUUUGGUGAAAUUCAUGUCAGCCACAAAACAACAGGGCCCUUCUGUCGCUGGAAUCUUGAUGAAUUGGCAAAAGAGAGUUCUUUGGUUUUGAUCGAUUGCGUUGAUUUCAACAAAGCAGACUACCCUGGUUACAAUCAGAAAAGAGGAGAUGGUGCGAGGUGUGAUGAGCCUUUUCCAUUGGGCGAGUGCCGUACCUUCAAAUUUAUAUUCCCACCCUCUGCAAACAAAAUUCCCAAGUCUUUAAAUCGCAAUGGAUUAGCUCAAAGGCAUCCCAGAGUUUCAGUUGCAAUGCCACAACUUUCGACCAAAUUCGAUGCUCCAUAUCGUUUCAAUGCCCAUACUGCGAUGAAUGGCUCUUCUCACUGUGCUGGAUUACCGCAAACCUCAGAACGUUUCCAGAUCUUCGGUCAGUAUUUUAAUCAUCAUGCCAGGGAAUCAUUUGGGAAGGUGGAGUAUUUUAAUCAUGCCAGGAAUUUGAUGGCACCUUGCUAUCAUGCUUAAGCACUAGCACAAGUUUAUGGUCAUCUGAGGAUGUUGAGUCUGUGAAAUAUGGCUCAUAAGUUUUAUCCAUAAAUCCAUAAUAACUAAAACAUGUGUUUUGUAAGUAUUUGUUUAUGUUUUGCUAGUUGGGUGUCCAACUUGUAUGAGUUUGAGAACCGUGUAUAUAAUUUGAAUAAUGUGUAAUGUGUUGUUUCAACUAAAAGGCUACAAAUCAGUAUAGUUCAUGGUGUAGUUCAUUUUGUAAUGGUGUAGAGUAUUAGGAUUGCCUAGACUUUCUUUUGCAAUUAGGUGACAAUCCUUUUUUUUUUUUUGGGAUUCUAUAUACAUUUUGAGAUUUUGUUGUGCA